GUAAAGAUGUGCAAGUCGUUUAUGAUCAGAUACGUCAAAUACAAUCUCCUGAAGCAGACAUUAGACGUAAAGUUGAUGCAUGCACGUCACUCUCCGGAUUUAUAGUCAACAGAGCUAAGAAAUGGCUUGCAGGAGACAUUGAGGAUGACGAAGAAUCGUGGCUAGAUGUCGGAUCAUGCUUAGGAUCUGAAAGUUCUAAAUCAAGGUCAAAAUCACGAAGGUCCAAAAGUAGUUCAGGACAAUCCUGCUCACAAAUAAUAAAAAGAAUGGAAGCUGAAGCUGAAGCAGCUGCAUCUCAAGAAAUACUAGCAGUAAUGGACGAGCAGGAAAGGGAAACAGCUGAACUGCAAAAAUUGGAACUUGAGAACUUUGCAAGGCAACAAGCAAUGGAAGAGCAGCGUAGAAAGAUCGACCGCUUGGAAGAAGUUAAGAAAAUGAAUGCUGCCAAAGCUCGCGUAAAGGUUUACAAUGAAGUUGAAAGUACUGCUGAAAGUCGAAGUUUGUUAUACAGUAUUAAAGCAGCAAGUGAAACCCAAGCAAUCCCUAUCACACCAAGCACUCCCUUUCAAGCUAUAAACACAACCCAAGUAUUUCAUGCUACAAGCCAUGCGUUUGCUCCACACAUUCAACAAACUCCUAGUAUACAAGCAAAGGCCACAAGUCAAACACUCAAAGCAUCAAGUCCACCAUUCAUCCCUCAAGCCACACAAGUUCAAACGGUUGUAACGCAACCACAGGCAAAUUCUGAUCUAGUUGGCAUACUAGCAGAAGCAAUAAGUGCAAAUCGACUUCCAACUCCAGAACCUGCAUUGUUCACUGGAGACCCACUGAAGUUCAAAGACUGGCAGUUGUCAUUUGAAAUAUUAAUUGAAAGAAAGAACAUUCCCAAGAAUGAGAAACUUUACUAUCUCAGGAAGUAUCUCGGUGGAUCUGCAAAAAGAGCAGUAGAAGGAUUCCUCCUAGUAGGAACAGAUGAAGCGUACGACUGAGCUUGGAAAGUGCUGGGAAAGCGUUUUGGAGAUCUGUUCACCAUAGGAAAAUGCUUCAGAGACAAGCUUCAUGGUUGGCCGAAAAUAAGCUACAAAGAUGGAAGUGAGUUAAGGGAAUUUGCUGACUUUCUUGGAAGUUGUGAAGCUGCGAUACCACACAUAAAGGUAUUAGAAGUUCUCAAUGAUUGUAUGGAAAUUCAGAGACUCUUGUUGAAACUUCCAGAUUGGUUGACUACAAGGUGGAACCGCGCAGCCAUGAAAAUAAGACGAACAAAUAAUGGAGAGUAUCCAUCUUUCCGCACAUUUGUAGAGUUUGUGACUAUGGAAGCUGACUUAGCGUGUGAUCCCAUAGCCUCAAUGCAAGCACUCAAAGGUUUGGACACAAGUAAACCUAAACAUUCACACAGUCAAGUCAUUCAAGCAAAAACGCUUACUACAAACUCAAGUCACUCAACAAGCUCAGGUCACACAAAUACUGUAACCUGUCUCUUCUGCAAAAGGAAUGGCCACACGCUUGAUAAAUGUUUCAAGUUCACGGAAAAAAUGGUUCAAGAUCGUAUCAAGUUUGCACAGACAGAAAAGCUGUGUUUUGGAUGUUUAAAGACUGGACAUCAUUCAAAGAAGUGCGAUAAAAGGAGCACAUGUGAGAAAUGUCAAAGGAGACAUCCUACAUGUCUGCAUGACGACAAUUUCAUGGAACGUAAAAAGGCAACACCUGCAAACAGUGAGGAUAACUCUCAAGACAAAGUAGACACUAAAGUCACAAAGGAUGAAGACAAAUCUACCGCAAUAUCUAACAGGGUAACUCAAGACACCUCAAGCAUGUUGACAUCCUCUAUACUACCUGUCUGGGUCUCAUCCACAAACCACCCAGAGAAAGAAGUUCCAGUGUAUGCGCUUCUUGACUCACAAAGCGAUACAUCUUUCAUCUUGGAUGAAGUAGCUCAAGAUCUCAACACAGAUAAAAGCAAAGCCAGUCUGCGGCUAUCUACUAUGUCCGCCAAGUCAACAGUUAUACCAUGUGAGAAGCUGGUAAACCUUCAAGUCAGAGGAUAUAAGUGGAAAAAGAAAAUCAUAUUACCACCAGUCUUUACUAGAGAGUUUAUCCCAGUUAACAGGUCACAUAUCCCGACGUCUGAAAUCGCUUUGAAGUGGCCUCAUCUGGAAAAGCUAGCAGAUAAGUUACCACCAAUGCUCGAAUGUGAAGUUGGUCUGCUUAUCGGCUAUAACUGUCAACAAGCCCUUCUACCAAGAGAAGUUCUUGCAGGCAAAGAAAACCAACCCUACGCACAGCUAACCGAUCUCGGCUGGAGCAUAGUUGGUUGCUCGUCUCAAGUCCACAAUCACAAUGAUGCCAUCGGCACAAGUCACAGAAUCAUUGUGCGUGAAGUAACUCCUGCGUCACAACCAGCAGUUGAACUCAAACAUCUCGCAUCUCAAGGUAAAGACAAGUUCAGCAAAGAGACUGUCAAGUUCAUCCAAAGAGGUUUUUACGUUGAUGAUGGACUUGCUAGUGUAACGUCAACAGCCGAAGCCAUAAAACUGGUCGAAGAGUCAAGAGCACUUUGUAAGACAGGCAAACUCCAUUUGCAUAAGUUUGUGUCAAACAAUAAAGAAGUGCUCGAAGCAAUUCCCCAAGAAGAACAAGCUCAAGCCAAAGACCAAGACCUGGCUCUUGGAGAACCCCACGUUGAACGCGCACUCGGAGUACAAUGGUGUAUCGAGGCAGAUGAAUUCCAAUUCAGAGUCCAAGUCAAAGACAACCCGUUGACAAGGAGAGGGGUGCUCUCGACAGUUGCAUCAGUCUAUGACCCCCUUGGGUUUGUCGCCCCAUUCAUACUGAUUGGAAAGCAAAUACUCCAAACGUUGUGCAAAGACAAAGUAAAUUGGGACGACGAUCUCCCAGACCACAUUCUACCACGGUGGGAAGCAUGGUUGAGAGACCUGCCCAAUCUGGCAGCUCUGAAGAUCCCACGAAGCUACUCACAAGACAUCAAUGUUGUACAGUACGAGUUACAUAACUUCUCAGAUGCAAGCCUCGAAGGUUAUGGCGCAUGUUCAUACCUCAGAACAAUAAGUAAAGAAGGAAGAAUCAGUUGUUCACUAGUCAUGGGUAAAGCGAGAGUUACACCGACUAAACAAACGACCAUCCCAAGAUUUGAACUAUCAUCAGCCGUGACUUCAGUCCGCAACGCAGAUGUAAUCAAGCGAGAACUGGAAAUUGAAAAUCUCAAGGAAUAUUAUUGGUCAGAUUCACAAGUCGUAUUGGCAUACAUAUCCAACGAGGCAAAAAGAUUUCACACAUUCGUCGCCAAUCGAAUCCAACGAAUAAGACAAAGCACAAGUCCUGAAAAAUGGCAGCACGUCAGCUCAGAAAACAAUCCUGCUGAUCAUGCCUCAAGAGGUUUAAGCGCAACUCAGCUGAAAGAAUCAAACUGGUUAAAAGGCCCAGAUUUCCUUUGGAAACAAGAUCUUCCAGUCAAUAAGGAAAUGGUAGGAGAGAUCGAAGAAACGGAUCCCGAACUCCGUAAAGGUCACACGCACACAACACAGUCAAAGGAAGCAAACCCAGUGCUAGAGCAUUUACAGAAAUUUUCCGAUUGGUCAAGAGCAAUAAAGGCCAUUGCCAGACUCAAGAGAUUCAUCAAAGAAUAUAAAGGUAUCCAACAAAGAACAAACAAAGUCACAGAUCUUGAAGAGAGUAAAGAUGCAGAAGUGUUCACCAUCAAGCUAGUGCAAAGAGAAGCUUUCCCUGAGGAAAUAAAGAAAAUCAGAUCUCAAAAGGAAAAUUCUCUACACAAGCACAACAGACUAAUACAGUUGAACGCUUUCUUGGACAAGUCAGAUGUUCUCAGGGUGGGAGGAAGAUUAUCCCAAUCAGCCUUACAUCAUGAUGUGAAACACCCGCAAUUCUUCCCAAAGAAUCUCACGUGUCAGCCCUACUCGUCAAACAUUACCAUGAACGUGUACAUCACCAAGGAAGAGGCAUGACUACAAAUGAAUUGCGUGCAAAUGGAAUAUGGAUCUUAGGAUGUGGAAAUGUUGUUUCAUCGCACAUCUACCGCUGUGUUAAGUGCAGAAAAUACAGAAAAGCUGCAAAUGUCCAACAGAUGGCAGAUUUGCCAGAAGUGAGAACAGAAACAGCGCCACCUUUUACCUACUGUGGCAUCGACUGUUUUGGCCCAUUCAUAGUAAAGGAUGGAAGAAAAGAAGUCAAAAGAUAUGGAUUAUUGUUCACAUGCUUAUGUUCGCGAGCUGUGCACAUUGAAACACUCGACGACUUAUCGACAGAUGCUUUCAUGAAUGCCCUUCGAACUCUGAUCGCCAUAAGAGGUCCUGUCCGACAAUUAAGGUGCAACCAAGGGACAAACUUUAUGGGUGCUAGGAGAGAGUUUUUGGAGUUAAUGAAAGACAUGGAUCAAGAACCGCAAAGAGUCAUUGGUUGCGAAUUUGUGAUGAACGUUCCAUCAGCAAGCCACAUGGGAGGUGUCUGGGAACGCCAAAUUCGAACAGUGCGAAGCAUACUAACAGCAAUGCUUGACAAGUCCUCAAACAGACUCGAUACAUCUAGUCUAAAAACACUACUUUACGAGACAAUGGCAAUCAUCAACAGUAGACCCUUAAGUGUUGAAUAUCUAAAUGAUCCCACGGGUCCAGAACCACUAACUCCCAAUCACAUAUUAACGAUGAAAUCUUCAGUUAUUCUUCCCCCUCCAGGACAGUUUUGCAAGGAUGAUUUGUACUUGAACAAAAGAUGGAAAAAGGUGCAAUUUCUAGCAAAUGAAUUUUGGCAAAGAUGGAGGCGAGAAUAUUUGUUGAAUCUCCAACAGCGACAGAAAUGGCAGAAAGUUUCAAGAAACCUGCAAGUAAAUGAUAUUGUGGUCAUACAGGAUGACAACGCUCCAAGAUGUAAAUGGAAACUAGCUCGAGUGAUAGAAACUUUGGAAAGCCCAGACGGCAAAGUUCAAAAGGUGAAGUUGAAGACCAGUGAAACCACUUUUGACAAAGGGAAACCACUGACGAGACUGAUAUAUCUAGAAAGACCUAUUCACAAAGUCGUGACCCUACUUGAGACUGACUUACGCAGUAAAACAGAGUCUAACCAGGAUACUUCUUAGAAAAUCACAUUGAGAGACAAUGAGUGAUUUUGGUGGGAGUGUAAGUGUUGUUGAAACUUACACUUAAUAUUUUUGUUUUAAGGGUUAAUAUUUUUUGUUGAAAAUUAUUAUGGUUGUGAAUUCAUGUUAAAUUUUUUGUAAAUAAGACACAUUUUGUUUACUAUAAAAAGGGCAAUUUAUUUCCUAUGUUACACCGCUAUUCUCGCGAGGUUUGGUUUACUAUUAGAGACUGCGAGACCUGCAUUCGCCCAGACAUGAAAAAGACUUUGAGCGAGCCAUCAGCAGCAGCAAGAACAUUUCGCUAGCUGAACAAGUGUGAACGGUGGAGAGGUCCUCGAGAGGUGAUCUUGGGAUCACUUCCUGAAAAGACACGUUGCUCACAGCCUCUCUUCUGGCCCCUGGAGAGAGCUUGGUGUGAAUGAUGUCCAGGGCCUAACAAAGCAAGGGUGCUCCAACAACUGUGGUGUGUUUGUUUUGAUGAAAACAUGCUGCAAAUUAGGAGAUGGUGGUGUCUCGCUCUCCUGCAGAACUUCCCCAUGCCGUCUGAAGAAGACCGAUUGCAGGACAGAAAACGGCGACGAGUGCAAGGAGGGCUACAGGUGAGAGGUCAUGUGAUUAAUUAGUCUUGUAGUCAACUAUUGCUAGACUAAAGCAUAAUUCCUCCACUUAUUUCAAUUACCUUAGUUUUACAUCUUGCAUUGUUAUUGUGCCUAUAAGAACCGCAAUCUGUUUCCUUUCUAGACAGUGGAAAAUUAACAGAACUGGAAACAAGGAACAGGGUUGCUUGUUAUGGGCCAGAAAAAUACCUUGAUACUUGCCAUUGUUAAACAUUUAUGGAAGCUUAAGGAAUGUAUUUGGCUAGGCUACAACAUUUUUUUUUUCUUUACAGAUCAAACAUUUUUAACCUGGGGUGAAACAUAAAAUCAAUGAUGCAAAGUCUUCUAUCUUUGGUUUAUUUGACUUAGCUAAUA
Messenger RNA from Entelurus aequoreus (snake pipefish), 6078 nucleotides. RefSeq lists its product as uncharacterized. Lineage: Eukaryota; Metazoa; Chordata; Actinopteri; Syngnathiformes; Syngnathidae. The record is from RefSeq and is a predicted model, not a curated record. The transcript has 6 exons. Bases 1179 to 3980 code for a protein of 933 amino acids.